AUGACUUUGUCUUUCGCUAUUACCUAUUCUACUGGUAUUAUUGAUCAAGGUUUUGAUUGUUGGACGCGGCACGAAGAUCAGAUUACUUUAUUGUGCCAGGAUUGGAACUCAAAAUGCUAUUAUCAGGUGAUUCAUCUCGAAGGCGUUAUUCCGAAGCGGCGUUUCAACUUGACGGGCUAUUCAAGAGAGAAGAUGUCAAAUGCAGUCGCCCCCUAUUACAAUAACUCUACAGCAUCGUUUAGGCAAGUAAUUAAACUUAUUCACGACGUUGAAACUAACCCUGGACCGGACAAUUAUUCUGUUAACCAGCAGAAGAAUUCAACAGAUUUAAAGAUAGCUCAUCUCAAUGCUCGCUCUUUAAAAAAUCGACAUCAUUAUUUACUUAUCAAAGAAACGAUCUUGUCGAAUAAAUUCGAUGUUUUUACUGUAUCUGAGACGUGGCUCGACAGCAAAAUUACCGAUUUAGAAAUUGAAAUACCUGGCUAUAAUAUUUAUCGUGUUGAUCGAGAAAAUAAAACCGGCGGCGGUGUGUGUAUUUAUGUACGUCAAAUCUACAAAACAAUUUGCCUAAGAGACAUCUCGUCGAUUUCUGCGUCAGGUUUUCAUCAACUUUGGUUGAAGGUACAGGUCAGGCACUUAAAAUCCAUCAUAAUAAGUACUGUCUAUCAACCUCCUAAUACACCGACAUCAUGUUUCGACUCAGAUCUUGCAGCAAAUUUUGUUUAUGCUUCAUCUUUAUGCGCACCUAUUUACAUACUGGGUGACUUAAAUUGUAAUCUUCUGAAACCCGAAGCUUCUGACUGCAAAGUCCUUGGAAAUUUUUGUUCAUCAUACAAUCUAACACAGUUGAUUAGGGAACCUACGCGAGUUACUGAACAAACUAGUUCGCUUUUGGAUAUUAUCCUUGUAUCUGAUAUUAAACAAGUAAGAGAAUCCUUUGUCAAGCACAGCUCGGUCAGUGACCACGACUUGGUUUAUUUAACACUUCGAUUAAAAAAGCCUCGUACAAAACCGGUUUAUGUAAACAUUAGAAGCUUUAAACAUUACAAUCGAGAAGCUUUCUAUAAUGAUAUAUCGCAAGCUCCGUGGUCUGUUAUAGAUGUAUUUACUGACAUUGAUGAUAAAGUAAAUGCCUUCAACACUAUGUUUAAUGAUAUAUUAAAUCAACAUGCUCCAAUAAAAUCCAUCAAGGUAAAAGGGAAACCAAAUCCUUGCGUUAAUGAAAACAUUCGUGCAUUGAUGAAAACAAGAGAUCACUGGCGCAAACUUGCCCAAAGGUCAAAUGAUCCCUUGGCGUGGUCUGCGUACAGAAAUUUUCGUGGAGAAGUUAAGCGUGAAAUUAAACUAGCCGAGCGUGAAUUUGUAUUAAACCAGAUAGAGAAAGAUCCAGGUAAUUCUAAUAAUAUCUGGAAAUCUAUCCGCUUAUGCAUUCCUAAAAAAUCGUCUUCGCAAAGAAUUUUCAGUCAAGAUGAAAAAACCGUAGCAGAAGAGUUUAACAAUUUCUUUGCUUCUGUCGGCAAUAAUGCGGUUCAUAAAAUCAAUGAUUUGGCAAACGAAUUUGGGUUUGAUUGCGACCGCGACCGUUUUACACCAAGACAAUACCCUUUAACGGAACAAUUUUCAUUUAAAGAGGUCGAGCCAGCCAUAGUAGGAAGUAUAAUAUCUUCAAUGCCUAACAACAAAGCACCGGGCGGUGACAAAAUUCCCAUUCGAGUGAUUAAGGAUUGCAUUGUGCCCAUUUUAAUUACCAGUAAUAACAUCAAUUAUUAACACUUCACUAACUACGUCAGCCUAUCCUAUAGUUUGGAAAAUUGCCGAAGUUACACCAAUUCCAAAGGGAAAGGAUCACCCGGAAGUGGCGAAUAAUAACAGACCAAUAUCAUUAUUACCUGUUUUAUCAUAGGUUUGCGAAAGGGUUGCCUAUAAUCAAUUUGUAGAAUAUCUUACGUUGAAAAAGCGGCUUUCAAGUAAGCAAAGUGGUAACAAACGUGGAUUCUCGACCGAAACUUUGUUAAUUAAUAUCACAGACUCCAUACUAAAUGCUAUAGACCAAAAGAAAGUUACAUCUCUGGUCUUAUUGGAUAUGAGCAAAGCAUUUGACUGUGUUAAUCAUAAUCUUUUGAUGUCAAAGUUACAAGAUAUGGGUGGUUCACAAUCGUAUUUACAAUGGUUCAGUAGUUAUCUCUCCAACAGACAGCAGGUUGUACGAAUAAACAGUACAGUAUCGGAUGCCUUGCCUUUGACGAACGGCGUGCCGCAGAGAAGUAUCCUUGGGCCUUUACUUUUUAACAUCUAUGUCAACGACCUCUCAACUGCACCUCAAAACUGUGAUCCACAUUGCUACGUAGACGACACAGGUCUACUGCACUCCUUUAAAGCUCAGAGUAAAUCUUUUGCUAUAGAGAAUAUUAACGAGGAUUUGACUAAAGUCCGAAAUUGGUGUUUUAGCAAUUGCCUGCUUCUGAACCCUGAAAAGACCAAGUUAUUGGUGUUUGGGAGCAGACAAAUGCUAUCUAGACUACAAGACUUUUCCCUGACACUAUUGGGAAAAGAAAUAAACCCUAUCGAAAUGGCAAAGGACCUUGGCGUGACUCUGGAUGUUAAUUUAACCUACAACCCCCAUAUUAAUAAGACCGUCUCCACGUGUAUGUCCAUACUGGGUCAAAUUAAUCGUGUGAAGCAUGCCUUCGACAAACGUACUCUGAUUACUAUCAUGAACAGUUUGGUUUUCAGCAGACUUUAUUAUUGUUCCAAUGUAUGGAGUAACACCUCAAAGUGUAACAUCGAGAAACUGCAGUUAAUUCAGAAUUUCGCUUGCAGAAUAGUUUGUGGUAUAAGGAAAUUUGACCAUGUCACACCAGCACUAAAGGAAUUGAAAUGGCUGCCAGUAGCUAGCGAGUUGUAUUUGAGAAACGCCACUUUGGCAUUUAAAUGCAUGACUGGUUGUGCUCCAGAUUAUUUAUCCGAACAAUUUGUAAAGCGUGGAGACAUUAGCCAGCGAUCCACGAGAAGUUCACAGAAAUUGAACAUUCCACUAUUUAAAAGUGCCACUGGCCAAAGGACUUUUUAUUAUAGAACUGUAAGCUUGUGGAACUCUCUGGAGUCUAAGUUUAAACUUUGUCCAAAUGUUGUAAGUUUUAAGAGAAGCCUUCGAAACAAACUUCUCAGCGACUUCUUAGCUAUUUAAACUUUUAAACCUUUAAACUCAUUAUAGUAAUGUGUAUGUAUAUCAAUUAAAAUAGUAAUUAGGUACUUAUAUUCUUGUAUAUAUAUAUGUAUAUAUAUUUAUAUUUAUGUAAAUUAUUGCAUUUCUUUUGUAAUUAUCUUUGAAAAGCUCCUCUGUGGGAAGGAUAAUAAAUUUCUAAUCUAAUCUAUGUAGACCAAAUAUGUUAUGCAAAUUUUGUUCGUAUACAUUAACAUAAGCGCUGCCAAAGAAAAUAUUAUGCAGUAAAUAGCCAAAACCUGUGUUCGAUUUUCCCCAAUUUUCAGACAAUCGUCCACAAAAUAUUUGAGACAAACCCCCUUCCUCGAUUUCAAUGUUGUUAGGCAUUACAAUAUAGUUUAAUUCCAACAUCAUAUGUUAAAUUUCAACUGCCAGUGACACAGUUGCGGUGCUAGUGUCACCUUAUGUUAGUUUUGGAUAAGCACAGUAGGUUUCAACAUUGAAAUAAGGGGGGAGGGGAUUGAUUUAAAAAGUCUCAAUAUAUUUUGUGGACGAUUGUGGCUUAUGCGUACUUUAAUAAUUAAAAACGGUAUUAUUUACAAAGGAGCAAAGCAUCUGACAACCAUUGGCUUCAUUUGAACCAUUCUCCUGUAUUACAGUCAAUUUCAGCUGACUUUUCAUCGUAAGAUUCCGAACUUCGUUCCGAACUUCGCAAAUUCGUUGCCAAGUUCAAAAGUUCAUAAUGAAAUUCACAAACAGGUUUGUAAACAAAGCCUCUGAUUGGCUAUUAAAUCAAACCAGCCAAUCAAAUGCCCAGUUUACGAACCUGUUUGUGAAUUUCAUUAUGAACUUUUGAACUUGGCAACGAAUUUGCGUUCGGAACGAAGUUCGGAAUCUUACGAUGAAAAGUCAGCUGAAAUUGACUCUAAUUUUAUAAUGCGCACCCAUGUAUUAUUCUCUAUAACUUUGGCUGAGUUUUAAUAGAAAUGUUAAUGUUAGGUUUUUUAUCAAACGCGGAAAUUAAAAAAAAAAAACACCCAAAUGUUUAGGCCCAGUAACCCGGGGAUUUUAACAAUUGAACAAGAUUUUUUAGCCAGGAUUUUAACAACCGUGAAAUGUUAAAAUCCCCGCUUAGUCCCGGGGGUCGGGGGGCCGGGCUUUCGGUUGACUAGUGCAUAAUUAAAUUCGAGACGCAUGUCUAAGGUGCGGGACGGGACGUUUGCCGGGACGGGACGAUGAACGGGAUCCCGGUUGUAUAAAUUUCAAUUCUGAUUUAUCACCAGAUGUUUAUAUGGAAGCGGGACGUUUUUCGUCCCGUCCCGGCAAGCGGGAUCCCGGUUUGUACAACUGGGAUCCCGCCUCAACCGGGACGUUUUCUUCCAUGUAAACACUUGUUGCCGGGACGGAACGGAAGGCGGGAUGAUUUUGGUGUAUUGAAAUAAAUGACUAGGCUUAAACAAACUUUUAAACAACGGUUGAAAAUACUCAAAUGUUGUUAAAGAAUAUCUCGUAGUUCAAGAAGAUUAUUAUUGCUGCUUCAACAACCUUUCGUUUACAAUUAUACUGUAAUCUAUCACUAGAAAAAUAAUGUGAUUUUGCUAAAUCGUGCACCGUGGCUUAUUUCAAUACAUCAAAAUCAUCCCGCCUCACAACCUGUCCCGGCAAAGCGGGAUCAUGUAAACAGCUUCCAACCUGGGAUGUAUAAAUCGUCCCAUCCCGGCAAACGUCCCGUCCCGCCUCUCAUAUAAACAGUCCCUAACAUCUAACCCUAAUUUAAUCUUAAUAUGACCUUAAUCUAACCCUAAACUUGACCUUUUCUUUUGAAAAACAAGGUUCCUAGCUGGUUCUCGGCCUACACCAAACUUUGUUACCAGUGGUACCCUGAUGGUGAUGGUGGUCAGUGUGGUGCGGGCGAACCCAGACGUCUUUGCACACACAUCAACUCAGCCACCCAAUAUUAUCGAGACGACACAGACAACAGAGGAGGGGGAUGUCGCAUGAGCUGGUCCAUCGAAUCACCUCACAGCCCACAGUGGUUCAAGAACGUGCAAAUAUGCUACCGAUGGUACCCGGAUGGUGACGGCGGUCAGUGUGGCGGUGGGGCGGCACGCUUGCUGUGUGCUCCGGUGGGUAAAUACACGGCGGUCUACCGGGACGAUACCGAUAACCGCGGCGGCGGGUGUAGAAUGUCUUGGCAGCUCAAACUACCACCUGUGCAUAGUUCGUGGGCAAGGAAUAUCCAGUUGUGCUACGAAUGGUAUCCAGAUGGUGAUGGUGGACAGUGUGGCGGUGGUGCUGCUCGCAAGCUUUGUGCUUUGGCCAACUUCUGGACUCCUUACUACAGAGAUGAUACCGACAACAGAGGAGGUGGAUGCCGCAUGAGAUGGGGUCUUUAUUACAAGUGA
Molecule: messenger RNA, 5568 nt
Organism: Paramuricea clavata
Lineage: Eukaryota; Metazoa; Cnidaria; Anthozoa; Malacalcyonacea; Plexauridae
Source: the annotation of a GenBank genome assembly